Messenger RNA from Ostrinia furnacalis (Asian corn borer), 3194 nucleotides. Its product is annotated as capon-like protein. Lineage: Eukaryota; Metazoa; Arthropoda; Insecta; Lepidoptera; Crambidae. Gene Ontology annotation, molecular function: nitric-oxide synthase binding. The coding region runs from base 155 to 2368 and encodes 737 amino acids. The transcript is spliced from 6 exons. The record is from RefSeq and is a predicted model, not a curated record.
UUAUUUGCGGUCUUUGAAGCGACGCGAGUCGUACGCUCUCACUAUGCCGCGACCACUCCAGUUGUUUCGUGAAACGCUGUGUGAUGCGCGUGCGUCGCUACCGCGCAAUAUCGGGUGCGAACUUCGAAUCGAGCUGCCGUGUAAAUCAAGAUAAAUGACAAUGUCCAGCCAAAGAGAUCCAAAACAACGUCGUAAUGACCACUUGUUGAAGAGUCUACCCACAGAAGUAUUAUUAAAAGCAAGAAGCACACUUGUUUCUUUAAGCGGUGCAUUAAAACCAAAAAAUGAACAACUUCGACCUAAGUUAACAAAACAAGAUACAAAAGAUAAGAAGAAACACGACAGACUUAAAAGCAGCCGAUCAGAACCAGAAUUUAGUGAAAUUCGUAAAUCCAAACACAGGAGUCGAAUCGACGAUGGGUUGUCUCGAGAUUUCCAGACCAAACCAAGACCAUUAUCAGUUGGUGCUGUUAAGCGAUAUGAAGAAGUAAAUGAGUUUGAAAGUGGCAGUUUUCCGAAUGAUGUAUCUCCUAUAGGUCAAAGACAUUUUGAAUCGGCUGAAGACGUAUCCGUGCAUUCUCGAUUAGUGAUUCCUGUUUCUGAAAGAUUGGGUAGUCAAGAUAUCCAUGUGCAAGAUGGUAGUGAGAGACCACGUAAAAAGUUAUCAUUUCGUGAACCUGAAAUUGUGCCUACAGGUAACGGUGGUGGAACUGUAGGUCGGUCCAACAAGCUUAUGGGUGUAAACAGCUUAACGAGGAGACCGAAUAUGAUGUCGUUACGUCCUGAAACACAUUCUUCCCUGGAAGGAAUCGAUUCGGACUUAGAGAGCCAGGCCAUGAGGAUCGUGCGCACAGUGGGGCAAGCCUUCGAAGUGUGCCACAAAAUCCAGCAGACUAAUACACCAGACCAGCCGGCUCCAUCCACCUCGUCUGCUGUCGAUGAGCUGGUGCCCACUGAUCUGGCCAGUGAAGCUGCACCAUCCAAAGAAGCAGCUUCAGAUUGUGGAGUUUCGGACGUAGGGGGUGCGUCUACAUCGAAGGGAGUGGUGGAGGAAGGAGCAGUCGGUGGCAGCGAGCCCUCCAGGCCCACUCAUCUGGAGCUGUUGCCGCCACCGCCUAGGAAGGAGGGCAAGCGAUCUCCCAUGCGCACCACACCAGCUCCCAGCAUUGCCCUGCCAGACCUGCCGGAGUGCGUUCUGAACAUUGAUCUCUUGACCAACGGGGAGAAUACUGACGACGCGACGCCGCUCAGCGCUCAACACCAACUGCAACUGCUGAGGGAACGUCUGGAGCAGCAGGUGCAGCAGACGCGCGCUGCUGUGGCCCAGCUGUUGCUGCUGAGGGACCAGCUGGCUGCGGAACAGGCAGCGCGAUGCGAGGCUCAAGCUCGUACCCACCAGCUCCUGAUCCAUAACAAGGAGUUGUUGGAGCACAUCGCGGCCCUGGUUUCUCAUCUACAGGAGCGCGAGAGGGGCUCCUCUAGGCCUAUCAGCGCUCAGCAACUGACACUUCUGCCUCAGGUUAAAGGUGACUCUGGAUCUAAAGAAGCCCGCAAGUCCAACGCACAGGCACAAGCUGCAGUCAAUGGUAACAACAUCCAGCUCGGCACAGAUCAACUUCUCAACCUUAUCGCCCAGAACACAAAGAUGACACAAAACGUCGAGAAUAACAACAACCAAUUUUCUCCGUUCUGUACCACGCCGACAAUGCCGCAAAAUGGGCCGUUCUCCGCUCCGUCCUUCGGCGGAAUGACCAACGAACAAAUCCAAAAUUACUUGAUCUCAAAGUUCCAAGACAUGGGCGGUUUUCCCAAUGACUUCACCGAAAAGAAAAUAGCCAACCAACAAUUCUUUCAAAACUGCAACGCAUUCCCGAAUAUACCACCACUGACAAAUCACUACAGCCACACAGACAUCGCGAGUCUUCUAAAUCACAGUGUGUAUAAGCACAAAAGCAAUUCUACCGAGGAGCUGGGCGCCAUAGCCCAGGCGAUGAGCUUGGGUCACUCUGAAAAUUCGUUAUUCAGUAACAGCCAAGCUUCGACAUCUAAAGAUUCUACGCCCGAUGCGUUUAGUUCGGAUGACGGCCUGCCGUUUAUAAUGCCAUUGUCGCACAAUGGUACGCUGACGGCUACUGGUGACGAUGGCCGUGUUCGUCUGAUCGUGCCAGUGAGUCCCUCGGAGAGCGCUUCAGACGUCGCGGACCUGCCUAGCGAUACGCAAGGCCACUCGGGGGUGAGCCUCAAAGUGCCCGACCGCCUAACGGCUCCGGCGGCCCCUAUUACGCGCUCCACUAGCGAGAAAGUACCGAAUCGCAGCGAAAUGAUGACUGCGCUACGAUCCCAAUGGACAAGGCAUACUACAAAGUAAACAUUUACCAACCAAACCGUCGUUUAUUUUUCAAAUCAAAAAAUAUUAUAUCAUUCAUUAUCUGUUUCACGUCAUGGUUAAAUUGCAGUUGAAUGACUUGCGUUCAGUGCAAUCAAAGUGAUUAAUAAAAUAUUUUCCAAAAUUAAUAAAAUUAUAUAAUUUAGAAAAGAUUGAGACUUUAAAAGGUGCCAAAAAAUUAGAUACGUCACCUAAAAGAGACGUGCAUAAAAUUAGGGUAGAACAUAAAAUAAUGAAGAAUAUAUGUUUACAUAUCAAGUGAUUUUUAUUCGACGAACAUAAUGAGAAGUUGGCACAUUUUUGUAAUCAAAAACAUAUUAUUAUCUUGGCAUAUCAAAGUAAAAUAAAGAGAGAAAAAUGUUUCUUGGGUCAUAAAAAGCUUGUAAAAAUACUGGUAGCUAGUGGAGACGUGCACCCCAAUUUCUAUGUUGAACCUCUUAAAUUCACCCUGAAUAAAAUCUAUAGAAGUGUUUUCACCAGCAUUAUUAUAAAUAUAAUAGAAUUAUUAAUCAAUUAUGUACUACGUUAUCUCAAUAGUUUUGAUGUGGUGAAUUAAUAGUGUUUCUAAAGAGUCACAUUCUCAAAAAUUUUAUAUGGCAAUUCUAUGAGUUAUAAUUAAUAAAAUACAAUAUCCACGAUAUAUUGUACUUACUUCAAUUUUUUAAAAUAAAAAUAUAUUCAAUUACAUAUUGCUUUAGAAUUAACUGAAAAUAAAAAAUUGUAGGAACUGUCAUUAUAAGUACACUUACAUUAUAAAAACAGACACAAUGUGGAUGUUGCCUGGGUCAAAAAGCAAGAGUUUUAAUUA